Messenger RNA from Lycium barbarum (goji berry), 2875 nucleotides. Its product is annotated as UBP1-associated protein 2A-like. Gene Ontology annotation, molecular function: RNA binding. The record is from RefSeq and is a predicted model, not a curated record. The coding region runs from base 92 to 1300 and encodes 402 amino acids. Lineage: Eukaryota; Viridiplantae; Streptophyta; Magnoliopsida; Solanales; Solanaceae. The transcript has 2 exons.
GCUGAAAACACAGUUCACAAAACAAAACCCUAGGAGAAAGGAACCACAAGGGUUUAUCACUUGUACUCAGCUAAGCACCAAUUUUGCUUCAAUGGGCACUAAGCGAAAAUCAUCAUCAUCAUCAUCAUCUUCAACCCCAAAAUUCCCACCUGAAGAACAAAAGCAUAAACUUGAACUAAGCGAAGAAGAAGAAGAAUUUGAAGAAGUAGAAGAAGUAAUCGAAGUAAUAGAAGUAGAAGAAUCCGAACCCGAGCCCGAACCCGAACCCGACAGUGAAGACGAAUCAACAAAGCGAGAUAACAUCCAUAAACUUCUUUCACCAUUCACUAAAGACCAAAUAAUCAAUCUAUUCAAAACCGGAUCAUCAAACGACCCGUCAAUUCUUUCUCGGGUCAAAACCCUAGCUGAUUCCGACCCGACCCACCGCAAAAUCUUCGUACACGGGCUGGGCUACGACGCAACAUCCGAACUGCUCCUAGACGCCUUUAAACCCUAUGGAGAAAUCGAAGAAUGCAAAGUAAUUACCGAUAAAGUUACUGGAAGAGCUAAGGGUUACGGGUUUGUGUUGUUUAAAACUCGGGUCGGGUCAAAAAGAGCUUUAAAGGAGCCCCAGAAGAAGAUUGGGAACCGAACUACCUCGUGCCAGCUGGCGGCUGCGGGGCCCGUUGGGACGGGGAAUCAAGAUUUUGGUGGUAGGAAAAUUUAUGUUGGGAAUGUGGGGCCUGAUGUAGAUAGCGAAAAGUUACAUGCUUUUUUCGCGAAAUUUGGGGAGAUUGAGGAAGGGCCAUCGGGUAUUGAUGGUGUUAGUAGGAGAUUUAAGGGGUUUGCGAUAUUCGUGUAUAAGAAUGUUGAAGGGGCGAAUAAGGCGUUAGAGGAACCGUUGAAAUCGUUCGAUGGGUGUCAAUUGUUUUGCAAGAAAUUCGUUGAGAAUUUGAAUAAUAAUGCUAGUAAGAGUAAUAAUGAAAAUCAAGGUGUGCAGCAAAAUGAGAUGAGUUAUGGGUAUGGGCCUGCGGGUAUCAAUGCGAUGCCUAUGCCUAUGCCUCUUGUGAUGGGGCAAAACAUGGGAUUUGGAGUGAAUCCUUUGUUGGGAUUUAAUCCUUCGAUUGGAGGGAUCGGUGCUGGUUAUGGUAUAAAUGGAAUUAGUCCGGUUGUUGUAGGUAGUUAUGGUGACCCGGCUUUGCAGGGAUUAGGAACUUACCAGGGUGCACAAAUAUGGCAGCCUUCUUAUGGAGGAACGGCAGCAAUGGCAACAGUAACUACACCUGCAAAGGAUACCUAUCCCUCGUCUUUGGGCCGAUAGGUGCUAUCUCGACGGCCCCGACGUACUAAUACUACGGCUGCCUCUAGCUGUUGAGCAGGUGGGAAACGGCCUGCCCUCACGGAGACGCCAUCCAGGAAUGACACGGUGUCCGAGGAUUAUUUCAAUGAUGAGCCUCGGUUUGGCAUCGAGGUAGUAGAACAAUAUGGUCUAAAUUGGUAUCAUAAGUUCCAACUGUCGGUAAACCCCACUCCGGAAGUGCCUAUUGACCACCAGGUUCUGAUGAACUAAUCAAUGACAUUCAAGUGAGCAUCCUUUCGAUGGGGCUGCAAUCGUUGACUAAUGCACUAGGCUCUGCCAACCUCGACAUGGUCAGAAAAUUUUAUGCAAAUUGGAUACCCAGACUUGACAUGGAUCAAGAGUAUAUUGUCCAGUGCGGGACAAGAGGGUUAAGUUCUAAUACGAGUUAAUCAACAAGUUGAUGCGCUUCCCGGAGGUAUCACCUGCCAGAUUUGAUGUUCUUUUGCAAAGGCCGAACAUCCCCCUUGUUCAUUGGCACCGAAACAGCACGCAACAGGUUGGAAAUUAUACUAGGGUAGAGCAAUCUCCCCUUUCCCUCAUUCCGAACCCGUGCUAUCUCAGACAACAUAAUUUUCCCAUAUUCAAUGGCAUACGGGUUAAUAGGGCAUAAAUCAGACAAACUUCGGGUUUCGACACUUCGGAGUCAUUCUGAGUUGGCAAAAUCUUGCAAUUCACAAAACGCAGCAUUACCUUAGCCUCAAGGUUGAAAUUUACACGCUUCAUGUGCUUGUGUCGCCCAUCCGCAUCACCGGACCAAGGCGACCGUGGAAUUGUGCCCAUAAAGUCUGUGACAAAUGGCCAUAUAAUUCGGCUUUCGCAAAAAAGCAUCAAAUCUAGCCGGUGACCCAUCAGGAAAUGUAUAAACUGGUUGAUUGCCUUGUGUAAGAACUUACCCUCUUGCCGGGGCGCUGGACAAUAUACUCUUGAUCCAUUACAAAUCCGUGUAUCCAAUUCGCAUAGAAUUCUCUCACCAUGUUGAUGUUUGCCGAGCCUAGUGCAUUAGUCAAUGAUUGCAGCCCCAUCGAAUGGAUGCUCACAUGAAUGCUAUUGAUCGGACUUGGUAGUCAAUAGACACUUCCGGAGUGUGGUGGUUUACUGAUGGUUGGAACUUAUCAUACCAUAUUGUUCUAUUUCGUUGAUGCCAAGCCAAGGCUCAUCAUCGAAAUAAUCCUCAGACACCGUGUCAUGCCUGGAUGGUGCCUCCGUGAGGGCAGGCCGUUUCCCAGCUGCUCGACAUCGGGGUUUUCGAGACAUAGCACCACCUACAUAAGAAAGAACUCACUGGCAUGUCCACAUUCAGACGACCCCUCAUAACACACAAUACAUGCCAUCACAGUAUUAUAACAAUGCCUCCGCCCUUUAUCAUUUGCUGAUAAUGCUUUUCUUUCAAUGCAGACGCGAUAUGUUGCUGAUAAUGCUUUUCUCCAUGAUAGUUUUCCUUCUGUUGCGCAGUGACUGGUUAAUUUUUCUUGCGCUAGACUUACGAGUUGUCACAUGGCUUUUGAAAAUAUAAGCUAUUUUUGUUUUUCGUACAAA